This is a messenger RNA of Caenorhabditis sp. 36 PRJEB53466, 1390 nucleotides long. NCBI's taxonomy places the organism in Eukaryota, Metazoa, Nematoda, Chromadorea, Rhabditida, Rhabditidae. The record is from the annotation of a GenBank genome assembly.
AUGUUCCCUCCGCCGGCUGAUUUCGAUCCGGACGACGUCAUCGCAUUCAAUUCACUUUAUUUCACGGCAACUACCCUCUGCUUUCCGCUCAUUUCUUUGGGAGUCUACUUCUGGUUUUUCAGAAACGGAACGGUAAGCAUUACCGUAGUCAAACUUCCAAGAGCGUAAUGGGGCUAUUCAGCGUAUGUUUGUUUUCCGUUUUUUUCGUUUUUUUUACAUCGCUGAAUUGGAUUUUUUGACGUAAAAAAACGAAAAAAAAACGGAAAACAAUCAUUUUUUCACAGCCUGAAUAACCCCAUAAAGUUGUCAACUACAAAGAUUGAAGUUCGUAGUUAUCGGGUUAAUCAGGCUGUGAAAAAAAUGAUUGUUUUUCGUUUUUUUUUCGUUUUUUACGUCAAAAAAUCCAAUUCAGCGAUGUAAAAAAACGAAAAAAAAAACCGAAAACAAACAUACGCUGAAUAGCCCCAUUAGUACUAUAACUUUGUGAUUGAUAACCUUUUUCUAAAACAACCCUUGGAAGUUCUCUGCCAAAAUUGCAGAGUCAAAUUUUCCCCAAAUUCAUUCACUUCCACGUUCUCAUGUGGAUCUCUCUCAUCUGCAUCGUUUUCAUCGCCGUUUCCACUCUUCUCUCCACUCUUCUCUCCUUCUACGCACGAAUCGUUCUGGCGUUCACUGUCGGCUUUCUGGUGAUGAAUGGCCAAAUUUUGCUCACAGUCGCAUUUAUUCAAACUCUACUGCUAUUCACUAAAAUGCCCGAGAAAUUGGACAUUUUCGGAUUCGCAUUUGACAGGUUUGACUUUUUGAAUUACCCGCGCGCGCACAUUUAAAUCAUGGAUUUGCAUUUAGAAAACGAUUCAUCGGCUGUAUUUCCGCAGUGCUCUUUGUUCUUGAAUUCGCAUUUAUAGCUUAUACAGUCACUGCGAAUCUCUAUGUCCGAAUUGAUACAGUAAGAAUAAGCACAAUUUCAAAUGGUUUUUACAGAAUUCCAAUGAUUUCAGUGCAUUGCUGACAUUGAAACUAAACUAAUAUUAACAAUGAUUCUGACGAUUGGUGUCUUUUUCGGACGUCGCAAAUACCUGGGAAAGUGUUUGCAGCUCUCCGGAGACAAAAUUCCGUACCUCAUAAAUGGAGUGGUCAUUCUGACGGCCGCCCUGGUAAAUGAGAAAAAAGCGCGAGCGCCUUUAAAUUACUGUACUUACAGAUGUGUCAAUUCGUCAAUUGGAUUGUCGUCAACACCUCCUCAUUAAUGCUUCAUUAUUUCAUCAACUCUCAAACUGUAAUGCCGUUCGUUUGGCUCAUAUCGGCCUGGUUGACAAUGCAACCGAAGGUGCUCGCAGUGUUCAGAACUAAGGAAAACCCGGUGGAGCUCGAUCAAGUUGUUUUGGCCUAG